Pungitius pungitius (ninespine stickleback) is the source of this 496-nucleotide messenger RNA. RefSeq names its product semaphorin-6B. The transcript is spliced from 4 exons. Gene Ontology annotation, biological process: neural crest cell migration; positive regulation of cell migration; axon guidance. Bases 84 to 464 code for a protein of 126 amino acids. Gene Ontology annotation, molecular function: chemorepellent activity; semaphorin receptor binding. Gene Ontology annotation, cellular component: plasma membrane. The record is from RefSeq and is a predicted model, not a curated record. NCBI's taxonomy places the organism in Eukaryota, Metazoa, Chordata, Actinopteri, Perciformes, Gasterosteidae.
GCAACGACUCAGUGCCUUGAUUUUUUAUUUCUUUUUGUGUCUUUUUUUCUUAAUUCUCCCACAGACUACGCCGUGGUGUUGCUAUGGCGACCGCGGCCCCUCCCUUCUUCCUGCUGUGUUGGCUGCUCCGAACGGCGAGCUCGGCGUUCCCGGAGGAAUCGGGGCCCCUCAACUUCAUCCCCACCGAAGUGGUGAGAAGACACCCGGUGUUCCUGGGUCGACCCCAUCGGACCUGGCUGAGACAAGAGCCUCUGCACAUCCAGAGGAUCCUCCAAGUCAACCGGACCCUGUACAUCGGAGCCAGGGAUGACCUUUUCCGCGUGGAGCUGGACAUCGUGGCGGGAGACGAGAUGUUCUACAGCAAGAAAAGGACGUGGGAGUCGAAUAAGAACGACAUCAGGAUCUGCAGGAUGAAGGGCAAACACGAGGUGAGACGCUUUAUCUUCUCUGUUUCGUAUUAUUAGUCUCUAUGGCUUGGUUUGUUAUGCGUUGUGAU